Molecule: messenger RNA, 594 nt
Organism: Letharia columbiana
Lineage: Eukaryota; Fungi; Ascomycota; Lecanoromycetes; Lecanorales; Parmeliaceae
Exons: 4
Coding region: 1-594 (197 amino acids)
Source: RefSeq, a predicted model, not a curated record
AUGGCAGCACCACCUGAAAGAACGAUCCAAGAUCUCAACGGAGUAUGGACCAUGAACAAGUCCCUAUCCGAUGACUACGACCGCAUCCUCCAAAUGCAAGGCGUAUCCUGGUUCCUCCGCAAAGCCAUCUCCUACGCCACCAUCACCCUCACCAUAAACCAGUACGUCGACGACACCGCCGAGAAAUACACCCACAUCGACAUCGCCCAAGUGGCCACCGGCGGCGUCGGCGCCACGCAGGAAAAGCGCCUUCUCGACUUCACCUGGCGCGAGCAUCAGGACAGGAUAUUCGGAAAGGUCAAGGGUAAGAGCCGGUGGAUCAAGUUGGCGGAUAUCGACGAAGACGACUUCUUGAAGACCGGGUACGACGAUAUGGAAGGGGAGCAUGUGCAGGCUCUGGCGGAGAGCCUGGACAAUGGGUGGACGGCCGAUCAGGUGUGGGGGUUUGAACAGGUCGAUGGCAAGAGGCAUCAUGUACGGCAUGUCAUCGUGAGGAAGGGGGAUGAUUGGAAGCAGGCGAGGUUGGUGUACGACUACAGAGGGCCGUUGGAAAAGAAGUCUGACGACGAUGACGAUCUAGCAUACGGGGAAUAG